Molecule: messenger RNA, 3339 nt
Organism: Daldinia caldariorum
Lineage: Eukaryota; Fungi; Ascomycota; Sordariomycetes; Xylariales; Hypoxylaceae
Product: DUF676-domain-containing protein
Exons: 1
Coding region: 1-3339 (1112 amino acids)
Molecular function (GO): monoacylglycerol lipase activity
Source: RefSeq, a predicted model, not a curated record
AUGCUUCUCCUGCACCAAGUUGGCAGCGUCAAGAUUGGUGAAGUCGUUCGCUACACCGUAACUUAUGCGCCGUCGCACGAUCGAAUACUACCCUCGCCCGACGUCCUACACUUACGCAUUCGUAAUACUUCCCCUAUUCCCCUACGAGCCGCCUUUAUCCACGGUCCUUAUACCCUCGACGUUUCCGCCUCUCCCGCUCACUACGAUCCGAAUAUAAAAUUCGAGAAUCCCCAACGUUAUGGCGUCCCUGAAUUUGAGCCUAUGCUCAAAGCUGGAGGUACAUGGUCAUGUCAGUUGAUCGUACCCGACGAUAUCCGCGAGAGCGCCGGAACGGGAGCUGCGAGGGGUGAUUUUGGGUAUGAAGCUGGGAAGAAUGAGGCCGCCAAAACGGCGAGUUGGAUCGUGGAGGUUACGAGUCAAGUGAUAUUUUCUAAUAGUGCAGCCGUGGGCUACGAGAUCCUGCUCGCGCGCGAUGAAAAGAGUCUAAACCUAGGUAGUGUACCAGUUAUAGGCGGCCAAGCUCAGGUCCCGCAACCCGGAAAGGUAACCGAUUUCCAGCAAAGCGUAGGCGCAAAGGAUGGACACCACCCCGCCCAGCCGAAAGGUGUUUUCUCGAAAGCUAUUACCUUGAAGGUGGAGGAUACUGCAAGUCUUUGGAAUACACCGCCGCUUCCCGGUUGGGACGAGAGUGAGCAUGAAAAACACGAAACAUCGGGCGUAAGCAAGGCGAUCGACAGUGUUGCCGAGCCGGCAGAAGCAGAAACUGAUAACAUAAGAAGAAAGCCCCCAAAGAAGAUCCACCUAGUAGUUGUGACCCAUGGCCUACAUAGUAACCUUGGAGCCGAUAUGCUAUACAUGAAAGAGAGCAUUGAUGCAGCUGCUAAACAAGCCAAAGCCGAUGCGAGAGCCAGGAAAUCACGAGAGAAGGCAGAAACGGGCAGCGUUCCUGAUGCUGACGAUGAUGAAUAUGACGAGGAAGAAGUUAUAGUAAGAGGCUUUUCUGGAAAUGCUACUCGAACGGAGAGGGGCAUUAAAUUCCUCGGCAAGCGCUUGGCGCGUUGGGUGCUCUCCCUGACCUACCCAGACCAACCUUUCCUACCAUCUAGGAAAAAGGCAACGACUGAAAGUCUUGCUAACGCCUUUAAGAGCGACGGUGGCAGCGAUGAUGCGUCUGGGAAACCUGCGCAUAAGCACAGCACUAUACAUAAGGGCCAAUGUCAUUCUGAUGACCGCAGGUUUCAGUUUACCAGUAUCAGCUUUGUUGGACACUCUCUCGGCGGCCUUGUCCAGGUGUAUGCCAUAGCAUACAUCCAGAAGCACUCGCCUCAGUUUUUCGACUUAAUACGACCGAUAAACUUCAUUACCCUCGCUUCUCCAUUAUUAGGCCUUAGCAAUGAAAACCCUCUCUAUGUCAAAUUUGCUCUCGACUUUGGUCUCGUUGGGAGAACCGGCCAAGACCUAGGUCUCACUUGGAGGGCGCCAACCAUUGCCAGAAGCGGAUGGGGCGCAUUAGUAGGUACUCUCGGAGAGAGCGCCCACAAGAGGGUAAUAGGAGAGACACAACCAGAGUCGAAGCCGCUGUUACGUAUUCUACCAACAGGUCCGGCGCACACCGCGUUGAAGAAAUUCCGUAACCGGACCGUCUAUUCCAAUGUGGUAAACGAUGGAAUCGUACCGCUACGCACAAGCUGCCUGUUAUUUCUAGACUGGCAAGGACUUGGUCGAGUAGAGAAGGCUCGGCGAGAAGCUGGCUUAGUUGAAACUGUUGUUGGGUUCGGUUGGGCGGAAUUAACAGGUGCCAACGUGUCGGCACGAAGAGGUCCCUGGUCGCCGACAAUUGAAGAGACGCCAUCUUUGUCACAGUCUGGUGUUGAGUCAGAGUCUUCUCAAAGCGACUCUCAUGAAGUACCCCAGCCGUCAACUAAUGCAACGAUAGAAGAUGAUAGACGCAGCCUAAAUAUAGCUACACCACAUUCUGAGACGGGAACGACACACCAAAACUCACAAACCAACAACGAUUUCCCUUUCUCCGGAUUUUUCAAUUUCUUCAAAUCCAGCGAGUCGCAAAAGGCAGCAACCCGUAAAACACCCCCACAAUCUCCGAAGGAGAACAAAAUUUAUCAGCGCAGUCAGACAUUGAAGAUAGAUGGAACCGCAGACUCGGCAUCAUCUAGUAAGUCGAAGGUGUCUUCCGGCCAUGAGCUUAGUGAAGAUCCAUCAAGUGAUGUAUCUGCUCCUCCGAGGACAACCUUCUUUGAGUCUGCAGGUGACAUUCUUAAUCCCAAGUUACCGACAGUGGAUUACAUGAUUGAUCCUUCAAAACGACCGCGGACCAUCUUCCAUGAUCGAGUCUAUCACCCCUCUGAUAUUCCCCCACCACCACUCAAGAAACGUCCGACCAAGACACUUAGCUUCCGACACAAAUCAAACACUAGCGGCUCCCUUUCAUCUUCCAAAGAUGGUAAUGGAAGUGUCCCUUCGCCAGGAGUCGGAGUUGAACAUGCAGACACUGAACUAUCGACUCGCGAUUAUGAUGAUCCUACGCAAACUGACCCUGAUAGAGGCGUUGACGAGGUUGUUGAUAGCUCCAACAUGAAGGUUGAGGAAAAGAUUGCACGGGCAUACCAUCGCGGACUGAGUUGGCGGAAAGUCUUGGUCAAACUAGAACCAGAUGCGCACAAUAAUAUAAUUGUGCGUCGCAAGUUUGCCAAUGCCUUUGGCUGGCCUGUUGUUAAACACUUGGUGGAUGCGCACUUUAGCGACAGUGCAUCUGCUCGCACAAGAGACGAGGCUGAACAAUCUGGCGACCGUGCUAAGCCAAUGGACCAGCUACCUGAUGAGACCGGAGCGGAGACCUACACACAAGAAGACGCCCAGCCUCGAAAAGGGAGAAACGGUGCGAUGACUCAUAGGCAUACUGUAAGUGAAGCUAUAGAGGCCGUAGAUGCUGUUCCAGAUCUACCGUCCUUGUCUCAGGAGAGAAAACCAGCUCCUUACAGUUCCAGGGAUUCGCCGCCUCGUCCAUCGUACGAAAGGGUCGACUCCGUAAGCUGGAGUGACCGCGAAUUCGCAGACAGUGGAGAUGAUAGCGAGAUCGAGCUAGACAUAACAUUUAGCAAGACUAAGGCCCAGACAGCGCCAGAGUCCGAGGACAAGGGUAAGCAACGGGCCAGUAGCCCAGGGUGGAAUUGGACGGAGAAGAUCGUAGGUAAAGGUGCUGGAAAGAGGGUAAAGAGUCCCAAGGACACUCACAGACCCACAAGCCCUACAAGCCCCAAGCCAAGAGACGAGGGCGAAGGUGGAAAUGGGAAUGCCCCUGUCGAUGCAGACGUAAAAUGA